Molecule: messenger RNA, 765 nt
Organism: Microthlaspi erraticum
Lineage: Eukaryota; Viridiplantae; Streptophyta; Magnoliopsida; Brassicales; Brassicaceae
Source: the annotation of a GenBank genome assembly
AUGAAGAUGGGCUUCUGGGAUUUCCCUUUCAUGCGAAAGGCGUUCCGGUUUAAACGACUUGUAGCUGAGAAUGAAAGAAGAAGGAAGAAGAAACCAUCAUGGUUAACUCCGGUUUCUCACGGAUACUAUACCAUCGACCGUUCAUCCAAUACCGAUUCGGUUUUCGUACAGAGAGAGCAACAGAGUGAAGAGCUCGAGAUUUGGUUAUUCGCAGUUUCAAAUGCUGGAACAGGGAAAGAGAUUGUCAAAUAUAUGCAGAACCAUCUCUUCGAUAAGCUCACCAACGAGCAUGGAAUUAUGAGAAAAUGUAAAGAGACGAUGAGAAGAGCGUACGUUGAGGAAAAGAGAAGCGGUGGCUCAGCCGCUUCGGUCACUGUGGUGAACGGAGAAAAGCUAGUAAUGGCUAGUAUUGGCGGCCAUAGAGUGGUGGUUUGUAGAGACGGCGAGGCUCAUCAAAUCGGAGAUAAGAACCGGAGAUUCUCAAUAAAACAUUGGUCACAAUUUAUUUUCCCAGUUUGUAAUCAAGGAGAAACAGAAGAUGAAUCAGAUUCAGAAAUUGCUUUGGUCACAGAAAAGAUUAAUUCAGAUACAGAGUUUAUCAUCAUCGGUAGCUCUGGAAUUUGGGAGGUGAUGAAGAAUCAAGAAGCGAUUAACCUAAUCAGAUACAUCGAAGAUCCUCAAGAAGCUGCAAAAUGCUUAGCCAAAGAAGCCUUAAACAGGAUUAGCAAAAGCGACAUUUCUUGUGUUGUGAUUAAGUUUGACUAA